This is a messenger RNA of Sorex fumeus (smoky shrew), 3491 nucleotides long. It is a transcript of the gene KDM4B, whose product is annotated as lysine demethylase 4B. NCBI's taxonomy places the organism in Eukaryota, Metazoa, Chordata, Mammalia, Eulipotyphla, Soricidae. Gene Ontology annotation, molecular function: zinc ion binding; histone H3K9 demethylase activity. Gene Ontology annotation, cellular component: nucleus. Gene Ontology annotation, biological process: chromatin remodeling. The transcript is spliced from 21 exons. The record is from RefSeq and is a predicted model, not a curated record.
GUGCCGCCAUGGGGUCCGAGGAUCACGGGGCGCAGAACCCCAGCUGUAAGAUCAUGACCUUCCGGCCCACCAUGGAGGAGUUCAAAGACUUCAACAGAUACGUGGCCUACAUCGAGUCCCAGGGCGCCCACCGUGCCGGCCUGGCCAAGAUCAUCCCCCCGAAGGAGUGGAAGCCCCGGCAGACCUACGACGACAUCGACGACGUCAUCAUCCCCGCCCCCAUCCAGCAGGUGGUGACGGGCCAGUCGGGCCUGUUCACGCAGUACAACAUCCAGAAGAAGGCCAUGACCGUGGGCGAGUACCGGCGCCUGGCCAACAGCGAGAAGUACUGCACCCCGCGGCACCAGGACUUCGACGACCUGGAGCGCAAGUACUGGAAAAACCUGACGUUCGUGUCGCCCAUCUACGGGGCGGACAUCAGCGGGUCCCUGUAUGACGAUGACGUGGCCCAGUGGAACAUCGGGAACCUGCAGACCAUCCUGGACAUGGUGGAGCGGGAGUGUGGCACCAUCAUCGAGGGCGUGAACACGCCCUACCUCUACUUCGGCAUGUGGAAGACCACCUUCGCCUGGCACACGGAGGACAUGGACCUGUACAGCAUCAACUACCUGCACUUCGGGGAGCCCAAGUCCUGGUACGCCAUUCCCCCGGAGCACGGCAAGCGCCUGGAGCGGCUCGCCAUCGGCUUCUUCCCGGGCAGCUCCCAGGGCUGCGACGCCUUCCUGCGUCACAAGAUGACCCUCAUCUCGCCCAUCAUCCUCAAGAAGUACGGCAUCCCCUUCAGCCGGAUCACGCAGGAGGCCGGCGAGUUCAUGAUCACUUUCCCCUACGGCUACCAUGCCGGCUUCAACCACGGCUUCAACUGUGCCGAGUCCACCAACUUCGCCACCCUACGGUGGAUCGACUACGGCAAGGUGGCCACGCAGUGCACGUGCCGCAAGGACAUGGUGAAGAUCUCCAUGGACGUGUUCGUGCGCAUCCUGCAGCCCGGCCGCUACGAGCAGUGGAAGCAGGGCAAGGACCUGACGGUGCUGGACCACACGCGGCCCACGGCCCUCAGCAGCCCCGAGCUCAGCUCCUGGAGCGCCUCCCGCGCCUCCCUCAAGGCCAAGCUCCUCCGCAGACAAAUCAGCCUGAAGGAAAACAGGCACUGGCGGAAGGCCGAGGAGGAGAGGAGGCCCAGCCUGGAGAGGAAGCGCGAGCCGGGCAGGAAGCCGGGCUGCCCGUCUCACCGGAAACGCAACCCGCCCAAGAAGCCCAAGCCCGAGGACCCCAAGUCGCCGGGGGAGGGGGCGGCCGUCCCAGAGGAGGGGGCGGGGAGCAGCGCCAAGGAGCCGGCGCCCCCCGAGGCCGAGCACGAAGAGGACGGCGAGCCGCAGAUGCUGCCCCAGGCCCGGGAGGCCGAGGGCGCGGAGGAGGACGGGAGGGCCAAGCUGCGGACCCCCAAGGCCAGGAGCGACCGGAAGAAGAAGGGCCUCAGCCCCCCGCACGCCCCCUGCCCGCUCCUGCCUGUCCUGCCCGCACCCCCUCCCCCGCAGCUCUCCGGCAAGGAGGCCCCCCGGCUGGAGCCCCUGGGGCCCCCCACAGGCCCCGCCGCCGAGGAGAGCCCCCCGCCGCCGGCCCCCCUCAACGUGGUGCCCCCCGAGGCCCCGGGCGAGGAGCAGGAGGCGAAGCCGCGCCCCAUCAUCCCCAUGCUCUACGUGGUGCCGCGGCCCGGGCCGGCCGCCCCCGGGGACAAGGCCCGCGCGCCCUGCCCGCCGCCCGCCGAGCCCCUGGGCCAGAAGGGCCCUGCCUGGAAGGCCCAGCCGGGGCCCAUGGAGCUGGCGGGGCCCGAGGAGGACAGCGGGGCCCUGGACGGGCAGGCCCCCCCCACGUUCCCCAAGCUGAAAAUGGAGAUCAAGAAGAGCCGGCGACACCCGCUGGGCCGGCCGCCCACCCGCUCCCCGCUCUCCGUGGUCAAGCAGGAGGCGUCCAGCGACGAGGAGGCGCUGCCCUUCCCGGGGGAGGAGGACGCGAGUGACCCCGCGGCCCUGCGGACGCUGCUGGCCAUGCAGUGGGGGGACCAGGCCGCCUGCUUCCAGACCGAGUGCAAGUUCAACGCCGCCGCCGCGCGGACGGAGCCUCACUGCGCCGUCUGCUCCCUCUUCUACCCCUACAGCCAGUCCCUGCAGACGGACAAGGAGGCCCCGCAGGCUCCCACGGGGGAGGCCAGCCCGGCCACACCUUCCUCCCAGAGUGGCCGGAAGACGCGGCCACUGAUCCCUGAGAUCUGCUUCACCUCGGGCGGGGGCAGCGCGGGGAGCACAGAGCCGCUGCCCUCCAGCGCGGCCAUUGGCGAGGAUGGCGCCAGCCUGCUCGUGGCCUGCACCAAGUGCUCCCUGCAGGUCCAUGCCAGCUGCUACGGCGUCCGGCCAGAGCUGGUCAGCGAAGACUGGACGUGCUCCCGCUGCACUGCGCAUGCCUGGACUGCGGAGUGCUGCCUGUGCAACCUCAGGGGAGGCGCCCUGCAGAUGACCACUGACAGGAGGUGGAUCCACGUGAUCUGCGCCAUCGCGGUGCCCGAGGUGCGGUUUGUGAACGUGAUGGAGCGCCGCCCCGUGGACAUCAGCGCCAUCCCUGAGCAGCGGUGGAGGCUGAAAUGCGUGUACUGCCGGAAGCGGAUGAAGAGGGUGUCGGGCGCCUGCAUCCAGUGCUCCUGCGAGCACUGCUCCACGUCCUUCCACGUGACCUGCGCCCACGCCGCCGGGGUCCUCAUGGAGCCCGACGACUGGCCCUACGUGGUGUCCAUCACCUGCCGCAAGCACAAGGCGGGGACCCACAGCGUGAGUGCCCGUGCCCGUGCCCGCCCGCGUGGCCCACGUGCUCCCCUCGCCCCGCCGCCACCGCCUAUGUGACCCCCUGCCCUCCGCCCCCCCCCCCAGGCCCAGUUCCUGCGGGCGGUGUCCCUGGGCCAGGUGGUCAUCACCAAGAACCGCAACGGCCUGUACUACCGCUGCCGCAUCAUCGGCAGCACCACCCAGACCUUCUACGAGGUCAACUUCGAGGACGGCUCCUACAGUGACAACCUGUACCCCGAGAGCAUCACCAGCAGAGACUGCGCGCGCCUGGGGCCCCCGGCUGAGGGGGAGCUGGUGGAGCUGCGCUGGGCGGACGGGAACGUGUACAGAGCCAAGUUCAUCUCCUCGACCACCAGCAUCCUGUACCAGGUGGAGUUUGAGGACGGGUCCCAGCUGACGGUCAAGCGGGGAGACAUCUUCACCCUGGACGAGGAGCUCCCCAAGAGGGUCCGGUCGCGGCUGUCUGUCAGCACGGGGGCCCCCCAGGAAAGCGUCUUCUCGGGAGAGGAGGUGAAGGCCGCCAAGCGCCCACGAGUGGGCACCCCGCACGGCGCCGAGGACUCGGGGCACAGCCCGGACUGCCUGGCCUUCAUGGAGAGCCUGCGGCAGGUGCAGGCGCGGCCCGGGGGCCCCUUCUAGGCUGCAGGCGGCGGC